AUGGAUGGCGGACCGUCGAAGACUGAGGCAGCAACCGCCCCCCAACAACCCUAUUCUCAACCAAAUAUCUCCGAGCUUUCGUCCACGCUACUAGGAGACAACACGAGACACGCACAGAACGGACAUACAGUCAACUGUAAGUCAGACGAAGGCCAGCAUGAGGUGACGGACGGCGAGCGUCAGCCUCCAAGGCUUGUACUUCACACCGAAGACGACGUCCCCGGCGAUCAGAGCCCCAGCACCCGCGAACCCAGGAUGCGCCCGCGUAUGACCCUCGACCUCGAGUCCGAUGACAUGGAUAUAUUCUACGACAGCAAGCUGUCUAUUGAAGACUCUUCUCCAAAGCCAUGCAUCACGCCCGGGAACGCGCUUCACCUCAUCGACGACGACCCUUCGCCGCGCUCGCAGACUCCCUCCUCCGUCAUUAUCAUUCCCUCAGACGAACCCGCGCAUGACCACGAUUCCAACGCGGAUGGCUACAGGAGCCCAUCUGAGCCCCCACCUGUGCGCCCGGUCCCUCGCGUCCGCUUUCGGUCGCGCGUGCGCAUCACUUCGGGAGUGCACCGGCAUCGGAACAGUAUGAGUGCUGUGAACGGUACCUCUACACCCUCGUCUGCCUCAGACUCCCCGUCCUCGUCGAUAUCUGCGCCACUGCGAUAUCAGGCGGACGAGAAUACUGGGUGGGGCCCGCUUGGGAAGCGCCUCAGUGCGUAUGCCAGUGCGGGAGGCUGGCAGAGGCGCGGUAUCCCCUCGGCGCAUGGAACGCCGAACGGACAUUCGCAUGGGACACAGACGCGCGUAGGUGUAGGUGCGGGACGUGUAAAUGAGCGGACUCCUCUAGUACAUUCACGGCGGCGCCCACCAUAUGACGACGACGAUGUUAGGGAAGAUGAAGAGGAGGACUCGCAAGAGAGGGAAUCACGCGUCAAAAGGGAGCAGGACUCAGAGUUCGGGACAUGGCCGAUGAGGAUACUCAAUCCGCAUUGGUGGUGGUGGCAUCUUGAACCCGUCGUGUGUUGCUUCUACUGCUCUGAAGACUCCGAGUAUGAGGAGUAA
Molecule: messenger RNA, 1056 nt
Organism: Sparassis crispa
Lineage: Eukaryota; Fungi; Basidiomycota; Agaricomycetes; Polyporales; Sparassidaceae
Exons: 3
Coding region: 1-1056 (351 amino acids)
Source: RefSeq, a predicted model, not a curated record